Hypomesus transpacificus is the source of this 1622-nucleotide messenger RNA. RefSeq names its product nuclear apoptosis-inducing factor 1-like. The record is from RefSeq and is a predicted model, not a curated record. Lineage: Eukaryota; Metazoa; Chordata; Actinopteri; Osmeriformes; Osmeridae. Gene Ontology annotation, cellular component: nucleus.
AUGGCAUCGUUUGCCAAAAAGAGAAAAAUGAAUUUUUCAGAGAGAGAGGUAGAAAUUUUUGUGGAGGAAAAAGAGAAACAAAAGCAUACACUCGUUAACCACUUCAAUGCUGGAGUCACUCACAUUGCGAAGAAUAACGCAUGGUUAGAGAUUCUGAAAAAGGUGAACGCUGUAACUACCUGUCCAAGAGAGUUGGCUGAAGUCAAGAAGAAGUGGUCCGAUAUGAAGACUGAAGUUAGGCGCAAAGUGGCCCAAGCAAGAGCGGCAAUUGAGGGGACAUCCGUGGACUGUACUCCCGUGCCUGUCAUCCUGACCGCUAUGCAGCAGCGCAUCUGUAAUCUCCUUGGGGAAGCCACCAUCAUCAGUUUACCUGCGGGGGACUCGGAUGCAGAAAUGACCCCUUCCUCUGCCAUGAGCGCAGCCACCACUGUGACUCUCACAGAAAGUCUUCAAUCAGGUUCAACGGGAGUUUGCGAAGAAACAAAAACUCUAGAUGCAGAGACCACCUACCACACCCUGGAAGAGGGGGGUGUGGUGGAGUACUGCACCACCUCGGAGACAGCUCCACGUGCGGUGACGGCGCUGGAGGCCCCGGUGGAGAUGCUGGCCCCUUCGCACCCCCAGGGUACGGCCAAGCCCCAGGAGCUGAAGAGCCGCAUCGCCCUCAACUCUGCCCGCCUGCUGCAGGAGCAGCGUGUCACCAACGUGCACAUGCGCCAGAUUGCGCAGCACCUGGAGGGCCAGAAUGACUUGCUGCAGGUGAUGCGGCGCUGGCAGGAGGCGCAGGCCUACGCCCAGGAGCGUCAGGCCCAGGCGCUGGAGGGGACACAGGCUGCCCUGCUGGCGCUGGUGCAGAUGCUGCGGCCUGCGCUCAAGGACCUGCGCAAGUUCCUGCAGAGCGGGGCGGAGAACCCUAGCAACCUGGGGGGGCCGGGAGGGCCGGAGAACCCUAGAAACCUGGGGGGGAUAGAGGCAGAGGAACAGAGACCCAAGUCUCCAUUAGGGGGGGCAGGGGAACAGAGACCCAAGUCUCCAUUAGGGGGGGCAGGGGAACAGAGACCCAAGUCUCCACAGCAAACAGAGGGUAGACAAUGAAUGUGUGUGUGUUUGUGCGUGUGUGUGUGUGGGAGAAGUGAGGAAAUGUUUGAUUUGUGGACUAGUGUGGAGGGAUGCAUGUGUUUUAAAUGUGUGUUUGUGUGAGUAAGCUAUGUGUGUAUAAUCGUGUGAGUGUAUAAGUAAGCUAUGUGUGUGUGUAUAACCGUGUGAGUGUGUGAGGCAGAGAGAAUAUAUAAAGGCCAUAGAACAAGCAUGUAGGUUAUAAAGCUUUUACUGUUCUCAAAUGCCUGAUUUUAGGCCUAUGAUCAGAGUGCUUAAAGUGUACAUGAUGUCACGGAUCUGAAGCCCAGACUGUUCCACACUGCUCUCUCGGAUUAAAUGAUUCUGCUUGAAGGUAUAUCUGCAAAAAUGCCUAUUCGAUAAUAAAACAUAAAGAAAUCCUAUUGGAUUUGGACUCGAUGACUCAACUACUUUAUGAAUGUAAUCAUACAAUUAUUUCAUCAUGGCCUACUGCAGGGGUGUUCAAUCCCAGUCCUCGAGAGCCCCUGUCCUGCAUGUUUUAGAUG